This is a messenger RNA of Phragmites australis (common reed), 1609 nucleotides long. RefSeq names its product serine carboxypeptidase-like 50. Gene Ontology annotation, biological process: proteolysis. The transcript has a single exon. NCBI's taxonomy places the organism in Eukaryota, Viridiplantae, Streptophyta, Magnoliopsida, Poales, Poaceae. Bases 69 to 1403 code for a protein of 444 amino acids. The record is from RefSeq and is a predicted model, not a curated record. Gene Ontology annotation, molecular function: serine-type carboxypeptidase activity.
AAUAGGGACAACUCUGAUGGCGCCAAAUGCUAUAAUUCCAGAAAAAGCUUGCUCAAGCACCGAGCGCCAUGGCACCCCCUCCGCUGUUCUCCCUCCUCUUCCUCCUAGUGGUCGUUGUUGGCGCCACCUUCACAGCUGCUGCGGAAGUAGUGUUCCCCAGAGAGGCGCUCCCGACCAAGUCGGGCUACCUCCCCAUCCCGUCCGCCAACGCCUCGCUCUACUUCGCCUUCUACGAGGCCACCCAUCCGCUCACCCCGCCGGACUCCACGCCGCUGCUCGUUUGGCUGGAGGGCGGCCCCGGCUGCGCCGCCAUGCUCAGUAACUUCCUCCAGUUCGGCACCUACCUGAUCGUCGGCGGCUCGAACGGCUCCAGCUCCCUCGCGCCCAACCCCUUCGCGUGGAACCGGCGCUUCGGGAUCCUCUUCCUCGACAGCCCGCUCGGCUCCGGCUUCAGCGCCGCGCCGUCCCCAGCUGCCAUCCCCACCGACCAGUCCGUCAUCGCAGAGCACAUCCUCGCCGCGCUCCAGUCGUUUUUCUCUGUCCAACCGGGCUUCCGCGCCCGUCCGCUCUUCCUGACCGGCGAGAGCUACGCCGGGAAGUCCCUCCCCACCACCGGCGCUCUCAUACUGACAGUGAAUCCCACGCUGCCGGAGCACAGGAGGAUCAACCUGCGCGGCGUGGCCAUCGGCAACGGGUGGGUCCACCCCGUCGCGACGCUCACCACGCACGCCGACACGGCGUACUUCAUGGGGCUGAUCAACGCGAGGCAGAAGCGGGAGCUGGAGGCCAUGCAGUUGGAGGCGGUGGCGCUGACGAGGGCUGAGAGGUGGAGCGAGGCGUCGAACGCUGAAGAGAACCUGAUGUCGUGGCUGCAGAACGUCACGGGGCUCGCGACGGUCUUCGACGUGGGCGUGCAGAGUGCUACCGCUCUCGACAUCGCUGGGCUGGGGGUGUUCCUGAACAGGGCCGAGGUGAAGGCCGCUCUGGGCGCCCGGAGCGACGUGGCGCUGGAGAUAUGCAGCGCGGCCGUGGGCGCGGCGCUGCACGACGACGUGAUGAAGAGCGCGAAGCCGGGGGUGGAGGCGCUGCUGCGGGAGCCGACGAUGCGCGUCCUCCUGUACGAGGGGAUCCGCGACCUGAAGGUCGGGGUGGUGACCACGGAGGCGUGGCUGCGGGAGGUGGAGUGGGACGGGCUGGCCGCGUUCCUCGACGCCGACCGCGCCGUGUGGCGGAGCAGCCGAGGGAGGCUCGCCGGGUACGUGCAGAGCCACGGUGCGCUCACGCACGUGGCGGUGUACGGAGCCGGGCACUUCGUGCCGGCGUCUCAGGGGCGUGCGUCGCAGGAGAUGAUCGAGGACUGGGUGUCAGGGACAGGGCUGUUCGGUGGCGGCGGGACUGCAUAGGACGAAGCGCCUUGAUCGUGCCAGUCCGCGGGAUCCAUUGCAGCUUUUAUAAGACUAGUCAAUUGCCCGUGAGUUACAACGGAAGAAAAAAUACACAAGAUAAUAUAGUGGAUUGAUCAAAAUUGUAUCACUCAAUGUUCAGAUGCGGAUGCUAUAGUGGGAGGGAUAUAUAGAUGUGAACUUGCAUGUUUUGAUACUUGUAAAAA